Nasonia vitripennis (jewel wasp) is the source of this 2520-nucleotide messenger RNA. RefSeq names its product short coiled-coil protein B. The record is from RefSeq and is a predicted model, not a curated record. The coding region runs from base 562 to 1020 and encodes 152 amino acids. The transcript is spliced from 4 exons. Gene Ontology annotation, cellular component: trans-Golgi network. Lineage: Eukaryota; Metazoa; Arthropoda; Insecta; Hymenoptera; Pteromalidae.
CUGCCGCGCGAUCGCGCACUGCGGAUGGAUUGCCAUUUGCCCUCCUCGGCAACGAGCACACAUGUGCUCCCCGCUUUUGACUCUCUCUCUGCAAGCUAUGUAUUAUAUAGUAUAGCAUAUCUGUCUCUGUCUCUCUUUUGUGUUUACGUUCGCGCAGCUGUGUGGGUGCGCGAGACUCGCCGUUUGGUAAACUCGGGAUCUGCCUUGCCGAUCGCAUAUGCCAAUAUACAUAUAGGUCUAUCGUCUAUGUAUAUAAAUAUACAUAUGUCAAUUACAGUGCGAGGAAACACGGCUCCCUGGGACAGAUUUCCCCAAAGUUCUGCGGCCGCGGAUGAGUCAGUUGCUACAGCGUCGCCGAGACAAUACGCUCGCGGUGAACGAUUGUCGUAAAAGUAAACUGUAUCUAUGCACAAGAACGGCAGCGGCAGCUAAUUCUGUAUGACAUCAAAUCGGGCCAUAGGCGCGAAUCGAUAAAGUCGUCCAUCGCGCGCUGCUGCGCUCUACUCUCUCCGUGUCUGCUCACUUCUUCUUCGUCUCGUGAAUACGUAAACAAGCAUCAGGAUGACGACUUCGGCAAUGUCCAGCGCGAAGCUCCAGGAUGACAUCAACAGCAUACCUUUGGCCGACGAUGACCCGCAGGUGAUUAUACCAGAGGAGGAGAACAACACCGAGAACAACUCACGGACUUUGGAAGCUCUGAAUCAUGGGCAGAGCAUGGACUCGCUUCUGUCCGGCUUCACCAACAGCAGCUGCAGUCCCAACAGUACUAUGCUCUAUGUAGGAUGUCUUCUAGGUUUGGAUCCUGACAUAAGUCCAGAUGAACAGCAAGAGAAAGCAAGACUUAUAGCGCAAGUUUUAGAACUCCAAAAUACUCUCGAUGACUUAUCACAGAGAGUAGAUGGUGUUAAAGAAGAAAACUUGAAGCUGAAGAGUGAAAACCAAGUACUAGGCCAGUACAUAGAAAAUUUAAUGUCAGCAUCCAGUGUUUUCCAAUCAACGAGUCCUAAGACUAAAAAGUAAUCAGUCUAUUGAAGCUUUGAUCCAAUCAAGGUUGAAUCUGAGCUGAUAGAAAAUUUUAAAAAUGUUAAAAUUUUAUACACGUGAAAGUAUGUGCAAGCUUUUAAGCAGGCUUAUGUUUCUAACAAUUAUUUUUAAGCUAUAAGUACAUGACAUGCCAUUUUUAAUUUUACUGGGAGGGACAACUUAAGCAUCUACACAUAAAAAAUCUCCAAUAUAUACCAAAGAUCAGUUAGAUUUAAAGUAUGUGAGCAUAAAAAUGACUGGUUUUUUAUCAAUAGCUUUGAGGCUUAUAUUCAAGAACAAAUUAGAAAUCAUUGGCUGAUUUAGUAUUAUAAUUAUGCAUAGGAACAAUAUUUAAUCAUGUUAAAUAGAAAGAGCCUUCAAUACGACCAUUGAUCAUUUAAUCAUGUUUCAAAUCUAAUCUAAAAAGCUACAAAGUAGUUUCAACUUAAAAUUAACGUUAAAGAUGCUUUGGUUCUUAUACGCAAUUGAGCUCUUUUAAAUUUAAUGUCAAUUCUUUGGGGAGCCUUUUUAGAGAAUUUCAAAGUCACUAGCUCAUCUUCAAACUGAAUGAAUUCCGUUUAUUCAGUUUCGUUUUCGCACUGCAUACUGCCAAGUGUGCCGGAAAGCUUGUUGUGCGAGUAUAGUUAAGCGAACGCCGUGUUAGAUAAGAAAAAUUGUAUGUAUUGUUUGACGGGAACGCUCUGCAUCUCGCAUAUACGAAUUCUACUUUUGUAUCUCUAUCGCAAGUACCAAUGUAAUAUUGAUAUAAUCCUUAAGAUUGAAUGCAUUUGCCUUUGAUGUUCUUUAGCGAACUAUAAAUAGCUUGAACUCAUUUAUUGAGUUUAUCAGCAUUAGCGAACUAUGAGUAGCUUGGACUUGUCCAUUGAGUAUAUAUCAGCAUUAAAGUAUAAUUUAUUUUUUUAUGAAAAUCCUCUUGUACAGUCGAUAGAUCUGUAGUAUUACGAAGAAUCUCAUUUUCAAACGUAUAUUAUGUACUCCUUCAGAUAUUCCAGUUACAGUUGAUUUACUAUUAUGAUCCGUAUAAGUUCGGGACGAAGUUGAGGCGCUUCUAAAAUAGCGAUUAACCCUUUAUAAUUGAAUACUUCACGAAAGAGAGAAUGAAAUUGAAUUUGUAAUUGUUGUUACACGGCUUUGUUAUUUCCAAGGCGGCAAGCAUUUUCAUAUAUACCAAAAUGUAGCGCAAGACGAAGAAAUUAUUUGUAUAAGUAACGAUAAUUAUAGGUGAUGAUUGUGCUAGGAAAAUUUCACCGUUUAUUGAGCGAAUUAUGAUAUACCGCAGGUGAACGAAAAAUUGUAAACAAAUAAUUUAUCUACUGCGCAUAAAAACUUCAAUUAUAUAUAUUUAAUUCCAUGAGCAAACAUUGUGACGAACAAAAUAAUGAAAUUGAGCUCAUGGGCACAAGGCAAUGCACAAUAUCUUAAAGUUUCGUUUAUAACAUGACAUAUGAUUAUAAUAAAAUUUAUUCUGUGGGAAAA